GCCAGAGGCUGGCAGAGGGUCUCAGCCCACCGCAGAGGAGGCGGCCUCGGGAAUGCCGACCGUCCCCGCCGCUGAGGGCAGGCGGAGGGCAACGGUGGCGACGUUCCAGUUUGGGAAACCAGUCCGUCGGUAGGUCCAUCAAUCGCCAGUCCAGAUGCGGGCCAAACACAGCAGCACCCAGGAUAUGCUGGAGGAUGAUGGAGACACCACCCUGAGCCUGCAUUCCCGAACCUCCACCGCAGCCGGGAGCCCCAAGCCCGCCGGCCCAGGGCAUGUGGCCCCAACCAGGACAUGGCGACCUGUAGCCUUGACUCUUCUCAUCCUGUGCUUCGUGCUACUGUUUGGGCUGGGAGCCCUGGGGUUCGAAUUUUUCCAGGUCUUCCGACUGUCUAACACCCAGCGGACGGCCAUCUCCCAACAGGAGGAGAGGCUGGGAAACCUCUCCCAGCAGCUACAAGACCUCCAAGCCCAGAAUAGGAAGCUCACGGGGACUCUGCAGCAGGUAGCCCAGAAGCUGUGCUGGGAACUCUACAACAAAACUGGAGAGCACAGGUGCAGCCCCUGCCCGGAGAAGUGGUUCUGGAGAGGAAACAGCUGCUUCCAUUUCUACAGAGACAGCCGGUCGUGGUGGGGCUGUGAGGGCCUCUGCUCUGCUGAGAAUGCUUCUCUGCUGAAGAUUGACAGCCAUCAAGUGCUGGAGCUGGUGAUGCCCCUGAGUUUCUCUAAAUUCUUCUACUCCUACUGGACAGGACUGAGUCGCAAUGGCAGUGGCCAGCCCUGGGUCUGGCUGGAUGGAUCCCCUCAUGCGUCUGAUCUAUUUCAAGUCAUGGUGGAUUCUGACAGUCUGAGGAGCAGGGACUGUGUGACCAUCCUCAACGGAAAGACUUUCUCUAAAGACUGCAAAGAACUCAGGCGCUGUGCAUGUCAGCGGGCAGCCGAGCUGGUGAGGCCAGAGGAGCUAGAUUAGACGAGCUCCAUAGAUGGAUAGGAGUCCACGACUCUGGAAAACGACACGGUGAAGGAAGGUGGAGCCGUGAGCACAGCUAGGGGCUGUUUGGACGGUCUCUGUGGUUGGUUGCAACUUUUAGGGAGCUUCUCUGGGGUCACCAGAUCCCUUUCCAACCUCCAGUCUCCCUAAAGCUGAGCCUUGUUGGUUCAAGCAGAUUGUCUAGUGGAUAGCGC
This is a messenger RNA of Tachyglossus aculeatus (Australian echidna), 1182 nucleotides long. It is a transcript of the gene CLEC1A, whose product is annotated as C-type lectin domain family 1 member A. The transcript is spliced from 6 exons. NCBI's taxonomy places the organism in Eukaryota, Metazoa, Chordata, Mammalia, Monotremata, Tachyglossidae. The coding region runs from base 155 to 967 and encodes 270 amino acids. The record is from RefSeq and is a predicted model, not a curated record.